AUGUCUUUAUUUGUACUUUGGGAACAAAAAGGUGUGACAAAUGAAGAACUUAGUCAGAUUAGUAAUAAAUUAUUGGACCGAGAUGUUAUUGUUGGAUAUAUUGUUCGGGUUAGUUUGAACUACAUAAUCUAAUUAUAAUAAUCAUUUUUUCUAGACAAACUCGACGGAUACGGAAGUUAUUGAAGCUAGAAAAACUUUUUCAAUAUCACUUGUUAUUAUUAUUUUGGAGGUUGGUUUUCAUCAAUAUAACGUCAUAAAAUUUCAAUUUUGGUCUUUUUCGGACUCAUCUAUAAAAAUUAUUCGUGUUGAAUACAAUUUAUAAUUUUAAAAGUCAAUUGACAAAAAAAUGGACAUCUAACCCGAUAUGUAAAUAAAAACUUUUAAAAAGUCAGUUUUCAGAUAAGUGUUAUAAUAUUCUGUGGUUCAUAUGUUAGCCGAGCUGUGAAUCGUGUAUCAGUUAGUGAUCGAACUCGAAAACUCCAAAAACAAAUCUUGAUCUACCACAUAACUCAAACCGCCGUCGUAUUUUUCUGCUGCGGAACCCAUGUGACACUUUUCACAAUAAGCUCUGCACUUCACAAAAGUACAAAUUUUCUGGGAACGAUCGCAUCUGCAGCUUUAAUAUGGUUUCCCACAUUCGAUUUUAUCAUCCUCUGCACUUGUCUGAAAUCCUAUCGGUAUUUUAACAUUUUUGAACUCUAAAGAAAUCCCUCAUUUUUUUCAGAAAAACAUUAAAGCGAAUCUAUCAAAAAUUGCAAGGACCUGGAAUUUUUUGUUUUUCAAACAAGUAG
Molecule: messenger RNA, 791 nt
Organism: Caenorhabditis angaria
Lineage: Eukaryota; Metazoa; Nematoda; Chromadorea; Rhabditida; Rhabditidae
Source: the annotation of a GenBank genome assembly